Phaedon cochleariae (mustard beetle) is the source of this 3307-nucleotide messenger RNA. Lineage: Eukaryota; Metazoa; Arthropoda; Insecta; Coleoptera; Chrysomelidae. The record is from the annotation of a GenBank genome assembly.
AUGACACAUGUAAAUAAAUAAAAUCAGCUGAUUUGAGGUAUUUUCAUUUUCAUUGCUUGUUGCGGGUACUUUUUUAAUUUAAUUAUCAGUGAUCUAAUUUGACGAUUAUAACAAUUCUCAAAUCGAAUUAGGUCAAAUGCACCUAUUCGAUGCGACAAUGGAAAAAACCAGUGAUAAAUAUGAACUUAUCGAAAACCUUCUGGACAUGACACAAUCAGAGUAUUAUGUGUACAAGGUUCUAGAUUAUACUUCCAGAUACAACUAUUCCAACAGUUACUAUUAUUCUCCUAGUAAUCUAGUCGGAAAAUACGAAAAAUACCCUGCUUAUGGAGAUUUUCCAGAAGCUUAUUGUCUAAGGUCUUACGGAAAGUGGUGGAAGAAAAGUGAAGGCUAUCAAUGGAACUAUUCACUCCAAGAUUUUGACCCUCUUGGAGCUGAAGAUUACAUCACUUUAGAAUUUGAUGGUGCUGUUGUGCCAAGAGACAUUUGUAUUUAUGAAAUAUACAAUCCUGGAGCUGUUGUACGAAUUUGGGGAAAAUUGUCCAGCAAAUCUGAACUGCAAUGGAUUCUGCUGUGGGAAGGUUUGCCUCAAUCAACUCCACAUCACUCCAGAAUAUUUCAUCCUCAAAUAAAGCUGAUAAACCGUUUGAUAAAUGUUGUGCGCUUGGAGUUUAAUCAGAGCCACCUAGAAUAUCACUGUUCCAUAGAUGCUGUUUUGUUAGGAGGGUACCAACCAAAAAGUAAUCUGUUAUUUAAUAUUAUGCAAAAAGAUUUGGUGGACCAUUUUCAAAUAGACAAUGCUGCAAUUGAGUACUCUGGUCCUGAGGAAAAUUGUACUGAGGGGGAUUGUGGAGAUUCAAUAUCAUGUUUACCAUAUGAAGUUAUCAUCCACAUAUUUCAGUAUUUAGAUUUGAAGUCUCUGAGUAGGUGUGCCCAAGUGAACAAAAGAUGGAAUGAAGCUUCUGCUGAUUCUUUUCUUUACCAAAACUUGAGUUUGAAGUUUUAUUGGUACCUGGUAAAUUGUGAUACACUUCAGUAUUUCAUGAAGAAAUGCAAAACUCUUAAGAAACUAGAUUUAUCAUGGUGCGGAAAUGAUAUUGACGGUUUUGAUCAACAAUUAGCUAUAUAUUUAGGUGCAAAUUCAAAUAGUCUGACCCAUCUGUCCUUGGGAAACUGUAAAUACAUCAAUUACGAAAUUAUGAUGGAGUUGUCUUGUUGCAGAGAAUUAGUAGACUUGAGACUGAAGAAUACUAAUUCUUGUUUCGAUCACCGAUAUCCGUCCCUGCAUUUCCUGAAUAAAUUGGUGGCAUUGGAUUUGACAGCUUCCGAUAUUCAAGACGACGACCUCAUCAACAUACUCAAGGCGAAUCCGCAUUUGAAGCAUGUCAUAAUAGAUUUGUGCGAGAAUUUGUCUCGACUAGACCAAGUCGUCGAGACUUUGGUAGAUCACAAUCGAGAAAUAACCACGUGGAGCUCGUGGAAGACGCUGUCUUUGACGGCGGACGGCGUCAGACGUUUCGGCCAAUGUCCGACCAUCAGGGAACUCGAUCUCGGCUGGUGCAUGAUCAGCAAGGACCCGGGGAAUUGUUUGUCGUUCAUAGCUGAAGGGUGUCCGCAACUGAAAAGGUUGAUAUUAUCGGAAUGGAGAGGACUCAACGAUCAUCUUUUACUGCCCGUAGUUAGAUCGUGCAAAGAAUUGACACAACUUGAUUUCAUGGGCAUCAAAAAUAUUUCCGGCGAUAUUUGCGAAAAGGCUUUGCUUCUCCUACCCAAGCUCAGGCUCCUGGAUAUCAGUUUCUGUGAUUCUAUCAGACAUGAUGAGGUUGAUAUUUGGCGCCAGCAAUAUCCACACAUCACCAUCCAAAGAAGUUGCGAAUAUGUAGCAAACGAUUACCUGAACUGACUUAGAUAUAAAUUAAAAUGUGAUGCUCGAAGCUUUAGAAUUAAGAAUAAGUGAAGGUAUGUAUAGUUGAAAGUAGUAUUGGUGCUGGUAUUUUUCUUCUUUCACUUCCUUACAAACUGUUUAGAAAUAACUUAAGUCACCCGACAAAGAUGUAUAAAGAACCGAAGGUGCAGUAAUUUCAAGAGAUUAUUCACGUUGAUGAUACAAGGUGUUUCAGUUAAUUUCAAAAUAUGGACCAAAUUCCCUAAAAAUAAUUUCGUAUUGGAAUUUGUUAUUCCGAUUUUCUUAAAUCAUAGUGUGUAGGUCUGUAGUAGAUGUAGAAACAUCUAAUAUAUUAUAAAAUUCUCCUGUCCCGGUCACGGUGUUAGUGGUCGAAGUCCUCCGAAAUGGCUCGACCGGUUGGUAUGACAUUUUUUGUGCGUAUUCGGUAGGUAUGAGAGUCGGUCGUAAUCUAUUUUUUAAAUCGAAAAUUCAAGAUGGCGGAUCCAAUAUGGCGGACGAGUAUUGUUAUCCGAUUUCAUUCAAGAUUGGUAUUUGGGGGGUUUUCGCGGUCGGAGAUUAAGAUUCCUUCAUCAAAAUUAGGAAAUUCAAAAUGGCGGAUCCAAUAUGGCGGACGAGUUUUGUUUUUAUGGUUAGAUUCUAUUCAAAGUUGGUAUCUGGAGGUUUUAGAGGUCGGAGAUAUGAAUCAUUUAUCAAAAUGAAGAAAUUCAAAAUGGCGGAUCCAAUAUGGCGGACGAGUUUUGUAAUUAUGGUCAGAUUCUAUUCAAAAUUGAUAUCGGGUGGUUUUCGGGGUCGGAGAUAAUGAUUCUUUCGUCAAAAUUUGGAAAUUCAAGAUGGCGGAUCCAAUAUGGCGGACGAGUUUUGUAAAUAUGAUCCGAUUCCAUUCAAAAUUUGUAUCUGGGUGAUUUUCGGGUCGGAGAUUAUGAUUCUUUCAUCAAAAUUAGGAAAUUGAAGAUGGAGGAUCAAAUAUGGCGGACGGGUUUUGUAAUUAUGAUCCGAUUCUAUUCAAAAUCUGUAUCUGUGGGUUUUCGGGGUGGAAGAUUAAAAUCAUGAAAUUGGGAAAUUCAAGAUGGCGGAUCCAAUAUGGUGAAAGAACUUUGUAAUAAAUAGUAGUUUGGAAAACUAUAAUGGAACACGCUUUUAUAGAUUGCCAAACCCGAGGCCAAACUGAAUAGAAGUAGAAAAUUGAUAGUAUACUUUGAAAAACGAGAUAGAUUGUCGAACUAAAAAGAAGUAGAAAAUAAAUAUUGUAGUUUGAAAUACUAAUCUAACAAGAUUUCAUGGAUAUCCAAACUAAAAAGGAGUUCUAAACAAAAUAAUAAAAGUGUACUGAUGCAUAUUUAACUAAAAAAAUAUUUUCUAGAAGAAAAUGUACACAGCAAAACGUCGUGUGCCAGGUAUCAG